Molecule: messenger RNA, 1032 nt
Organism: Trematosphaeria pertusa
Lineage: Eukaryota; Fungi; Ascomycota; Dothideomycetes; Pleosporales; Trematosphaeriaceae
Exons: 1
Coding region: 1-1032 (343 amino acids)
Source: RefSeq, a predicted model, not a curated record
AUGGGGCGCCACCUAAAGAUCUCUCUGCAUAAAAACCUCACGGUAAACAGGUAUGGCUUCACGGUCUACAAGCCACCGAAACUGUUCUCGCCCGGCGCUCGCCCUUUCAGGUGCGAGAUCAUGCAUCUGACUAGAAAUAUUAUCACGUACUUUGAUCGGCCGUGGGAAUACCUGAAUGACGAGCAGCUCGCUGCUCGUGAUUGGUUCCUCGGUUGGUGCAGGGGUCGCCGGGAGGAUAUGCUGCGGAUAUCAGAACACAAAGACGGAGAAAAACUGCUCUCUGGAGUGGAAAUGCGGCGGCUAUGGAAAUGCUUCAACGAGCUCUUCUUUGGAGGUGACCUAGCAGAUGGUCAGUUCCGUUGGAAUCCAUCUCUCGUGGAUUUGGGGCAAGCUGGCAGUCGAAAUGGGAGACCGACGAUCGAAGUAAACCCUCAGGAAACCGCUAAGGACUUUGGCGACUACGUUGCACUGGAGUUCAUCGGUACCCUAAUGCAUGAGGCAGUCCAUGCCUUUCUGAACUACUACUCGUGUCGGUUUUGCUUUACUUGGAAGUACGAUCUGAAUGCGAGCGGCCACGGACGCGCGUUCCAGAUUCUGGCGGCGAAACUGGAGGAGGUAUUUCCCAGGCUGUUGGGUCUUCCAUUGAAGCUGCAUCGGUUUCUGAGCCUUCUCGCUAACUGGGAUGAACUUAAACCUCUGCCCAGCCCUCACGAUCUCGCGGUGUUUGGCCUCGAAUCCGUCCGGCUCUCUUCAAACCAUAAUGAAGAUGCUCUCCGUCUACUUAAUUUGACAAGUCGUCAAAUCGGGUGCCUCCCGGAGAAAUAUCUUGAAGAUACUUUAGGUCAGGACAUUGAGACUCUUGUGAGGGAUGGUUUGGAGCACAUGCCCAUGCCGGAACAAAUAUACGAACGGAGAGAGGAUAGUGUAAUAUGGGAGAUAUGCGGGGCCAAUAAGGAGCUAGCUACAGGAGAGAAAGAGUCGUGCGAGGGAAGGUCGUCGCUUGAGUCUACCCUAUCCGACCUUAAGACUUAG